AAGAACCCGUACUUGUUCGUGGUCGUCAUUCGUAUAGGAAGCGUGCGGUCGAUUUUUUGGGUGGUUUUCUUGGUGUCAUUUGUCCCAAAAAGUUUUAUUUCGUAAAAAGCAGCGUUUAGCGUGUGUUUUGUGUCCUGUCUAAGUCAACAAAUUAAUUAAGUAUUUCAAAAAUGGCACCACCAUCAUAUUCAGAUUUGGGAAAACAAUCCCGAGACAUUUUCUCCAAAGGCUAUCACUUUGGUCUAUGGAAAUUGGAUUGCAAGACAAAGACCCAGUCGGGAAUUGAAUUCUCUACAAGUGGUCACUCAAACCAAGAUACUGGCAAAGUAUUUGGCAACUUGGAAACCAAAUACAAAGUUAAGGACUAUGGACUAACAUUCACCGAAAAGUGGAAUACAGAUAAUACACUGUACACUGAAAUCGCCGUACAAGAUCAGAUGGUUGAAGGCCUUAAAUUAGCCUUUGAAGGUACUUUUGCUCCACAAUCUGGACACAAGAACGGCAAGUUGAAGGUAGCUUUUGCAAAUGAGAAUGUUAAGGUCGACUCUGACGUCAAUGUCGAUUUGGCUGGUCCGUUGAUCAAUGCUUCCGCCGUAUUCGGCUACCAAGGUUGGUUGGCUGGUUACCAGACUGCAUUUGAUACCCAAAAGUCGAAAAUCACCACCAACAACUUCGCCUUGGGUUAUACAACUGGUGAAUUUGUUCUUCACACUAGCGUUAAUGAUGGACAAGAAUUCAAUGGAUCCAUCUACCAGAAAUGUUCCGAUAAAUUGGACUGUGGUGUUCAACUCGCUUGGACAGCCGGUUCGAAUGCAACCAAAUUUGGACUUGGUGCAAAAUACAAUCUUGAUAAGGAUGCUUGCGUCCGUGCCAAGGUCAAUAAUGCAAGCCAAGUUGGUUUGGGCUAUCAACAAAAAUUGCGGGAUGGUGUUACUCUAACAUUGUCAACAUUAAUCGAUGGAAAGAACUUCAACGCAGGUGGACACAAGAUUGGUGUUGCUCUUGAAUUAGAGGCUUAAGAGAAGCUUACACUAACUAAUUUUUAACGAAAUCCAUCAAUCUAAUAUUGCAACCAGAACAGUUAAGAACUAAACACACUUGGAAAAAGUUGAAAUGAACUGCCUACAAUGAAAUAAAACUACCAUCUCAGAAUGAAAUCAUAAAUAACAUCCAGAACGCGUUUAAUUUAUAGUGAAAAUUGAAACUGACUAGGUUAGUUGACGUGGUUCAGUGUCUGCCGCUUGAACAAAUGGAAGAAAUCGAAAGUAAGAUGAAAUAAAAAAAUUAUUUGCGAAUUGAUUGCGUCAUUUCAGCUCUUCUUAAUACCUUGUAAUGUAUGUAUAGAACAACAAGACAAUGUAGAGAAUGCUCGUCAUAAAUUUUAGAAGAUAAAUCGA
This is a messenger RNA of Hermetia illucens (black soldier fly), 1397 nucleotides long. RefSeq names its product voltage-dependent anion-selective channel. Lineage: Eukaryota; Metazoa; Arthropoda; Insecta; Diptera; Stratiomyidae. The record is from RefSeq and is a predicted model, not a curated record. Gene Ontology annotation, molecular function: voltage-gated monoatomic anion channel activity. The transcript is spliced from 5 exons. Gene Ontology annotation, cellular component: mitochondrial outer membrane. Gene Ontology annotation, biological process: monoatomic anion transmembrane transport. Bases 171 to 1019 code for a protein of 282 amino acids.